AUGGUAAUCGGAUCGUUGCACACCCAGAGGGUCAUAGCAGCUGUUGCUGCAACUCUAAUAUCGCUCGCAAGUGGGACAAAUUAUGCUUACUCGGCAUGGGCACCCCAAUUCGCCGAGCGGAUGGUGCUGUCCUCGAAGCAGAUUAAUAUGAUUGGCAUGGCGGGAAACAUUGGGUUAUAUUGCUCGGGUUUCUUUACAGGAUAUCUGACUGACACCAGAGGUCCUGGGCCUGCUUUGUUACUGGGUGCUUUGGCGCUCUUUUGGGGAUAUUACCCUCUAUACCUUGCAUACAAGCAUGGACAAGGCUUCCUAUCAUUUAGUUCGUUAUGUUUCUUUUCGUGGGUGACGGGCUUAGGAGGAUCGGCUGCCAACUCUGCGGCUAUCAAGGCGGGKAUGUACUAUAUUAUCUAUCUCGUAAUAUCGGAUUCUGAUGGCCCUCUAGCGGCGAGCAACUUCCCCGAGAAAAGCGGCACAGCUACAGCUUUCCCGCUUGCCGCAUUCGGACUGAGUGCCUUCUUCUUUUCGAGCAUGGCUGCAAUCUUCUACCACGGCCAAGUUCAACCAUUUCUUCUGAUGUUGGCCGUGGGAACGUCGCUGAUGGUGGUGGUUUUUGGAGUCUUUCUUCGAAUUCUACCUCCUGACCAGUCCUAUACCGCUGUACCAGAACGUGAUGACGAUGCGCGUCAUCACUUCACAUAUGAUCGACCUGCAGAAACAGCCGACGCUGCGCAGUCAAAUUCCAGUGGUGCAGUCAAGCCAGCGCUUGAAGAAACAAGAGAUGCCGAAGUCUCGUCUCUGCUUUCCAAGCCAGAGUCCCUACAAGAUUCCCCGAACAUUGACGAAUAUGGCAUACGGUCGCAUCGAAGUGGUGAAGAUGACGAAGACGGCUCACACUAUUCAGAUAUCCGAGGAUUGGCUCUGUUCAGCAAACGCGAGUUUUGGCAGCAAUUCACUUUGAUGGCGCUGUUGUCGGGUAUUGGAUUGAUGACAAUCAACAAUAUUGGCAAUGAUACCAAAGCGCUAUGGAGGUACUACGACGAUAGUGCAGACUCCAAUUUCAUCCAGCACCGUCAAGUGAUGCACGUCUCGAUCCUGUCGUUUUGCAGCUUCCUCGGCAGAUUACUGAGUGGUGUUGGCUCCGACUUUCUGGUUCAUAAACUCUACAUGUCUCGAUUCUGGUGUAUCUUCCUAUCCUCAGUCGUCUUCACCCUGACCCAAAUCGCCGGCACAUCUAUCAACAACCCAAACCACCUCUACCUACUUUCAUCAUUUACAGGUCUAGCCUACGGCUUCCUUUUCGGCGUCUUCCCGUCCGUAGUAGCGCACACAUUCGGCAUUCCCGGCCUGAGCCAGAACUGGGGCGUAAUUAGCCUUGCGCCUGUACUCAGCGGAAACGUGUUUAAUUUGCUUUAUGGCACGAUUUUCGAUCACCACAGUAUCGUCGGGCCGCAGGGGCAGCGAGAUUGUACUGAGGGACUACAGUGUUAUCAGGCUGCGUAUUGGCUGACGUUUUUCAGUGGUCUCGGUGGCAUGGUGGUCUCGCUGUAUUGUAUCUGGCAAGAGAGACAGAUUCAUGGCCCGCGAGGUCGCAAAGGAGAUAGUCAUGAUAGACUGGCUUGA
Molecule: messenger RNA, 1620 nt
Organism: Talaromyces amestolkiae
Lineage: Eukaryota; Fungi; Ascomycota; Eurotiomycetes; Eurotiales; Trichocomaceae
Exons: 8
Coding region: 1-1620 (539 amino acids)
Cellular component (GO): membrane
Source: RefSeq, a predicted model, not a curated record